ACUGGUUCUGUUUCUAUCCUUUGAAAGCACAAGUCAGCACCAAAGAGCAACAGAAUUCUAUGAAGAGCUGCUUAUUUUGGGUGAAUUUGACAAAGGCACUGGAAUGAACAGGCAAAGUUGAGCGUGACUAGACGUAGGCUGUCUGUGGAUGGAGCAGUGGUGGACUGUGUCCUACGGGGCUUUUCACCAGAACCACAUGCCUCUUGAGUUAAGCUGCCAAUUCAGUCCAAGCCCCUAGACUGCAGUGAGUCUUUGAUGUGGGAGAAGAGUGCUAGUUUCUUUGAUGAGCAUGUUAGGUUCAAUUGGUUUUCAUCCAUGCAUGAAUAUCUGUCAUUUGGGUCUGAGUAUUUCUCUUUUCCUGGAGCAGGGUAGAGUGGGUGAAGUUUGUUGAUUUGAGUGAUUACUGACCUUCCCUGUCUGUCUUCCCUGAAUAAUUCUAUUUUUGCCCCUGAGAGAGCAUAUAAAUAAACUUUGAUUUUUACAUGGACAGAUUUAAUUUCCCCAAAUUGGCUGCACCAAAUCUCACCUUAUAUGCACUUCUUACAGUGUGAAGGGCACUCCUCCCAAGGAGAGGGGCAGAUGUGGUCUACAUCUCUCACCCCUACCAUAUACCUUAGUGAUUGCUCUGACCUGUGGGGCAUGUGAACGGAAUGCUAUGUGCCUUUCAGGGCUGGGUGGUAAAAGGACAUAGCUUUUUUCUGUCUGGAUCUCUGACUGUAGCCCUAAGAAACCAGUCAUUUAUCAUGCUGGGAGGAACCCAAACUUUUCCACAUACAGAGACCACAGGGAGGGGCCCACUUGGAGAAGAGCUGAGGUUUGCUAGUCAACAACCUGCAUCAACUGCCAGACAUGUGAAUGAAGGACCUUCCAGAUGGUUCCAGGCCCCAGUCUCUGGAGUGGAGACACACCGUCCCUGCUGUUUGCUGUUCACAUUCCUGACCUGUUAAACAUUGCACUUAUAUUUCAAUUGACCAAGUUCGGAGGACACAUGCCAUAGUGAUAAGCAGACCCGCCUGGCUUUGGGGGGCAGAAAUGGGAGCCAAUGAGCAUGGCGUGUGCAUAGCCAAUGAAGCCGUCAACGCCAGAGAACCGGCUGCUGAGACGGAAGCCUUACUGGGGAUGGAUCUGGUCAGGCUUGGUUUAGAAAGAGGGACAACAGCUAAAGAAGCCUUAGAUGUCAUCGUCUCCUUGUUGGAAGAACAUGGACAAGGUGGGAAUUAUUACGAAGAUGCAAACUCCUGCCAUAGCUUCCAAAGUGCGUAUCUGCUUGUGGAUCGAGAUGAGGCCUGGGUGCUUGAGACCGUAGGGAAGUACUGGGCUGCUGAGAAAAUCACAGAGGGAGUAAAGUGCAUCUGCAAUCAGCUUUCCCUCACUACAAAGAUGGACGCGGAGCACCCUGAACUCAGGACUUACGCUCAGAGUCAAGGCUGGUGGACGGGAGAGGAUGAGUUCAAUUUUUCCCAGAUUUUUUCUCCAGCUGAUGACCACCCAGACAACUGUGCAGGCAAAGACAGCUUAGAAAAGCAAGAAGAAAGCAUCACUGUACAGACAAUGAUUGACAUCUUACGGGACAAAGCCAGUGGAGUCUGCAUAGACUCUGAAUCUUUCCUCACCACAGCCAGUAUAGUGUCUGUCCUGCCUCAGAACAGAAGCUCGCCGUGCAUUCACUACUUCACUGGGACCCCAGAUCCUUCCAGGUCCAUAUUCAAGCCUUUCAUCUUUGUUGAUGAUGUAAAACUCGUUCCCAAAGCACAGUCUCCCUGUUUUGGGGACGAUGACCCUGCUAAAAAGGAGCCUCGGUUCCAGGAGAAACCAGACCGCCGGCAUGAGCUGUACAAGGCCCACGAGUGGGCACGUGCUGUCAUCGAGAGUGACCAGGUGAGCCUGGGUGAGGGUCCAGGGAGGGUAGUGAGGUCCGUGAGGAAGGAGUCAGGGAGUCCGUUAGCCUCCUCUCCUCUUGGCCAGUCUCCUCCCGGGAAGCCAGGUUCCACAGGCCUUCCUAGAAUGCGGGUGCUCAUUUUCCUCCCCAAUCUCCUGAAACCAAGUAAAACAAAGCCUUUACUUCUCGUGUUCUGGAACUCAGUGGGCCAGGCUCUCUCUCAUUUACUGUUGACUUAGGAGGAAUAGAGAUGU
Molecule: messenger RNA, 2133 nt
Organism: Ictidomys tridecemlineatus (thirteen-lined ground squirrel)
Lineage: Eukaryota; Metazoa; Chordata; Mammalia; Rodentia; Sciuridae
Source: RefSeq, a predicted model, not a curated record